AUGCCAAUUAAUAGAUCACCGCCUUCGCAUACCGGAGGCACAAACCACUCACCCAUAUGCUACCCAACAGCAGAUGGUAGUUCUGAGAAGCCAACCACGAACCAAACAACAAUGCUAAACAACCAAACCCAAAGGCAACGCUCAUACUCGGUAAGUGAAAAUUCUUGCAAACAAUCAAGCUACCAACCGCAAAGUCCAGCAACAUCUUCGAAAAAUAACACAGCAUCAGCGCAACAUAUUAACAUAUUGCCAAAUAUAUUGCAAAAGAAUAGUAACAUAGCAAAAAAUCCUGAUUCACCCAAAGUCCGUGGCAUGGAUAAAUAUAUUCAAAUCAUAAAAAGAAAACGUAGCCCGAAACAAGAAAAUGCUAACAAUGCAAUCUCGACAGAAACUCGAAAAAUAGAAAAUAUUUCGACAGCGAAUCGUUUUGCCGUUCUAGCCGAAGAUAAUAAAAAUACCAGUCCCACCCCUACCCAGAAACCGCCACCCAUAUUUCUGCGUGAAAAAAAUUCAAACGCUCUUAUAUACUCCCUAACACAAAGUAUUGGCAAAGAUUCAUUCCAUGUUGUGCCUCUUCGUAAAGGAAAUGUCGAUGAAACAAAAAUCUCGAUCAACGAAGAAAAACAUUACAGAGCAGUUGUAAACAACUUCGAAAAAAAUGGAAAAAAUUUUUACACCUAUCAAUUAAAAAGUGCCAAAGGAUUAACAGUGGUUAUAAGAGGAAUAGAACCAGAUUUGAAUACAGCAUAA
Messenger RNA from Teleopsis dalmanni, 750 nucleotides. RefSeq lists its product as uncharacterized. Lineage: Eukaryota; Metazoa; Arthropoda; Insecta; Diptera; Diopsidae. The record is from RefSeq and is a predicted model, not a curated record. The coding region runs from base 1 to 750 and encodes 249 amino acids. The transcript has a single exon.